Messenger RNA from Tachyglossus aculeatus (Australian echidna), 2158 nucleotides. It is a transcript of the gene ANGEL2, whose product is annotated as angel homolog 2. The record is from RefSeq and is a predicted model, not a curated record. Gene Ontology annotation, molecular function: mRNA 3'-UTR binding; 3'-5'-RNA exonuclease activity. The transcript has 10 exons. Lineage: Eukaryota; Metazoa; Chordata; Mammalia; Monotremata; Tachyglossidae. Gene Ontology annotation, biological process: 3'-UTR-mediated mRNA stabilization. The coding region runs from base 250 to 1830 and encodes 526 amino acids.
ACGAGGGAGACUUCAGAGCCCGCCCAGAGGGUCGCCGCGGCCAGUCCGUAAUAAUCACCACGAUGGGAUCUGUUCGGCGCUUACUAGUCCUCGACCCCACCACCCAGCUGGGUUUCCUUGCGAAAAUGUCCUGCUCUUCAUUCUCCAGGACGGCUCUGGGAGGAGAGUCCUCAGACCCCCCCAGUUUUACCCACCCACUUUUGCCCGCGAAGUCACCCGGAGGGCCAGUUCGUGCUGUUCAGACACCGUAUGCUGCCCUGUGAUCUGCCGAGGCUGGGCAGAGAUUGGAUUACGUCGUGGGAGAGCCCUUGGAGAUUCUGCAGGAACAGACACAUCUCUAGCUGUAUGAGGUGGCCGGGACACUCGCCUUGGGAUCCUUACCCGUACUUCAGGAGCAGCAGAAGUUGUCCGCUAAAUUGGAGACCAGUAUGCCUGCCCGGGCCUAAUCGACAUCAGUUUCCAUCCUGGAAUUGGAGACCGGACACUUUUACACAGACUUCUUUGUUCCACCUUUCUAAUUACAGCAUGGACUCUGAGGAAGAUGAGCCAUCAUCCAAACGAAGAAAACACCAAGGAAUGAUAAAGAGGCAUUGGGAAUCUCUCUGUCUUCCUAAUACAGAAAAAAUGAAGAUCCUAGGAGACAAUAAUAUGGUCCCAAGAUUUAAAGAAGAUGAAAAAUUUGAUUUUUCAGUGAUGUCCUACAACAUCCUUUCCCAGGAUUUAUUGGAAGAUAAUUCACACCUGUACACACACUGUCGUCAGUCACUGCUGAACUGGAGUUAUAGGUUUCCCAAUAUUCUAAAGGAAAUUAAACAUUGGAAUGCAGAUGUGCUCUGUUUGCAAGAAGUCCAAGAAAACCAUUACAAAAGAGAAAUCAGGCCAAGCUUGGAAUCUUUGGGAUAUCAUUGUGAGUACAAGGUGCGAACAGGAAGGAAACCUGAUGGCUGUGCAAUUUGCUUCAAAUUUUCUAAAUUUGCCCUUGUGUCCGCUAACCCAGUGGAAUUUUACCGCCACAACAUCCCCCUGUUGGACAGAGACAAUGUAGGGCUCGUGUUGCUUCUGCAGCCCAAAUUCCAGUGCACUGCUACUCCAGCUGCCCUUUGCGUAGCUAAUACACAUCUGUUGUACAAUCCAAGGCGAGGAGACAUUAAAUUGACUCAACUGGCAAUGCUCCUGGCAGAGAUUGCCAGUGUUUCCCAUCAGAAAGAUGGUCGCUUCUGUCCCAUCAUCAUUUGUGGUGACUUUAACUCUGUUCCUGGCUCUCCACUGUACAGUUUUCUAAGGGAAGGGAACCUCAAUUAUGAAGGACUUGCCAUAGGAAAGGUGUCUGGCCAGGAGCAGUCUCCCCGGGGACAGAGAAUUUUGUCUAUUCCAAUUUGGCCUCAAAGCCUAGGCAUUUCACAGAACUGUGUGUACGAAAUACACCAGGCAUCAAAAGUUGGGAAGGAAGUUUUAGGAGGAGCUGUGACAGAAGCACAAAUGGAAGAGGCAGAGAUCCUAGUAGCAGCUGAAAAACUGCCAUCAAACCUACAGCACCGUUUUAGCUUAUCCUCUGUUUACUCCCACUACCUCCCUGACACUGGACUUCCAGAAGUGACAACUUGUCACUCCAGAAGCGCCAUCACAGUGGAUUACAUUUUUUAUUCGGCGGCGAAGGAAGAGGUGCCUGUGCAGCCAGGUGCGGAAGUUGCUUUCGUUGGUGGCCUAAAACUUCUAGGUAGACUCUCACUUCUAACAGAGCAAGACUUGUGGACUGUUAAUGGACUUCCCAAUGAAAACAACUCUUCAGAUCAUCUCCCUUUACUGGCCAAGUUCAGACUUGAGCUCUGACAUUAUUUCUUUUACAAGUGUCAAGUUACCUACAUUGCUUUUUCCAUCCCAUGAAGACAAAGAUGUUCAAAGCAACGUGCAUGCUGAAUUCUUGUGUAGUUUUUAAAAAAAAGUCUUUUAAAAUGAUUAUAGUACUUUGUGGUUCAGCAUGAAGAACAGGAAUAAGUUUACAUUUAUUUCUCUUUUUGAUAAAAAAAAAAGUCAGCUGGACUAUAGUGGGAGAUGGGCAUUAUUUUUCACAAAGAUGUAAAUGCUUUUUAUUAUAAACCUCUGAAAAAUUGAAUGCACUUUUCUCUGUUAUCCCAGUAAAGGACUUUAUAUGUUUGUA